CAGAGACUUCGGGACCAUACAGUCGCCAUCAGCCAGUGCGUCAAAAGUAGUAGACUCUCUCCAACACCCGAAUCCGAAAGAAAAACCCAACGACCAACACCAAAUACUUAUAAAAGAUGCGUUUUUCAUCCGUCUUGGUCUCCGCGCUCUUUGGAGCUUGCGUCGAGGCCCGCCUCGUACUGCAGAAAGGGCCGAGCAAGCGCUUAGCCAUGCUGCAAAUGAAGGAGAAGCUGAAUCCAGGAGAAAUCGCCGAAGUCCUGAGAGUUAAGGCGCUUUGUCCUGUAAGUACACCACAACAAAUAACUUGUCGUCCUUGUCAAUCCGCAUCCAAACUAUAGUAGAGCAAGAAGAAGAACAGAAAUGUGCGCCAAAAGCAUACCUACUUCUCUGACACUCACUUUCCCCACCCCAUCCUGCUUCCCCAACCACGCCCGUUUGUCCCCUACCUACGUUCCCGCCGGCCUACGUUUCAUAGAAACCAAGACGAACAGCGCGAAGGCUAUGGUGAACCCAGCUGAGUUGCCGGUGGCCUGUCAGGCAGUGCAAUGUGCUAACAUUGCGGACAUCUGCCCUCUAGACAUUGUAUGGAAGCAGGGAGCCUGCUGCCCAGUGUGCCAGACGGAAGUUAUGAGCUGUGACUGCGUUUUACAGAGGAUGUCCCAGGUGUUUGUAGGUGGAUGAGGGUGAGUAAGGGUACGAGGGAUAAUUUGAAAGUGUUUUUUGGUCUGUAGUAGAUCACUUCUGCAUCAACUCUACAGCCUGUUAUUGACUACUAACUCACCUGUUCAAGAAGCUCUCAUCAAGAGUCACUUUCGCAGACUAUUUAUUAGAAAUAUUCCACCUUCUUUUCUGUCUUCGCUCAACUGUCCUCGUUCCCAAAUGCCUCUAACCACCGCUACGAGCCGGGAAUGACGCCAGUGACAGAUGAGUACCUGGUGGAGAUGUGGCAAGGUGCAGAUAUGACCUCCUGCAACAACGUGAAGUGCUUCCGGCUGCAGUGUCCACCAGGAGAGGCACCGGCUGCGCCAAGUGGAGGAUGCUGCAAGGUUUGCAAAAAGAAGCUGUAGACAAAAAGCUUCGGAAGAUGAAGAUGAAGUAAAGAGGAGGGAGAAGGUUGUAGAGGAAGGAGACGGAGCUGGUCAUGUCGUCGUAGGGGUAGGUAAGAUAUUUCUUGAGUAUAGAGAGGCGAUUGCAGCAGAAGAGUAAGACCUAGUUGUAUUUGGAUAUAUUUAUUAUAAUUUAGAUGAUAUCAAUAACGUUGGGGUUGGGAACGAAGUAGAAGAAGAUCUCUGUAUUUUCAAAAAUUUAGAUUAUUUAGAUUUAUUUAGAAAAACCAACAGGAGGGGGCAGCAUCAUAGCGGGGCAGAAAAUUCUUUCACCUAUUUACCGGAGGUAGUACAAGAAUGCAGUGACGGUUUAGUUGAACAGAGUAAAUGGGUCUCACAGACCCGGCGUGUGAAGCAUCAUGUUUUUUCCCGAUUUAUUUAUUUGUUUAAUCACACCAAAGUCGGUCGCACGGCGAUGAUAUCACCAUUAAGAUAGGGUUUUUCCUAUUCGAGUUCGAGUUGCUUCUUUCUCGCCAAUUUUUCGAUCUUGUGCUUAUCUUUUCAUACGUCUUACAAUUAUUAUCUUUUCAUGCUGUUCAGUUGCAUUAUCAGGCGUUAACUUUUAGUUGAUGUAGUUCAUGAUUUCGUAUUGUUCGUGACCAGGAAGUUGCAAUCGGAUUGGACGACAGGCGUUGAUGUCAAAAAAUUUCCCAUCGCUCAUUCUAGUUCCACGAAGACCGUCGUGGAUUCUUGUACCUUCCGUAUGUGAAAGCGCGCUCCAUCGCGAGUGCCUCUCUGCUCUUUUGUGCGAUGUUUCCUGUGCUGUCUGCACUGCCGAAAGUGUGCUUCGUUUCUUCCUUAUUGGUCGCAUUUGCUCUCCUCUGGCUUUGUCAAGCAAAAGAGCAAUCAUGCACUGGUACUAU
Amoebophrya sp. A25 is the source of this 1969-nucleotide messenger RNA. The record is from the annotation of a GenBank genome assembly. NCBI's taxonomy places the organism in Eukaryota, Dinophyceae, Syndiniales, Amoebophryaceae.